This is a messenger RNA of Papilio polytes (common Mormon), 1308 nucleotides long. It is a transcript of the gene CBP, whose product is annotated as sarcoplasmic calcium-binding protein. The record is from RefSeq and is a predicted model, not a curated record. Gene Ontology annotation, cellular component: uniplex complex. The transcript is spliced from 6 exons. Lineage: Eukaryota; Metazoa; Arthropoda; Insecta; Lepidoptera; Papilionidae. Gene Ontology annotation, molecular function: calcium ion binding. The coding region runs from base 200 to 1012 and encodes 270 amino acids. Gene Ontology annotation, biological process: mitochondrial calcium ion homeostasis; calcium import into the mitochondrion.
CCCCUCCACCGCCCACAGAACGCCGGUCGAGUAAUAAAACACUGCGCGUUUACAUAUCACCAAAUAGUUCCGUGAAUGUGCGUUCCCGCUUUACUUUCUCCGCGCGCGCGCUUUUCAGCGUCAGUCUACACAUAGACAAUAAAAACUUUUUUAUAAACUUUUUAAUUUGAUACAAGUGUUGUGUUGUGCUAGUACUAAGAUGGCGGCUUCCCUCAUGAGACUCGGCAUGCGCUCCGUAGCCCUGAAUUUGGAAAGGACGGCGGCCCUUCUCUCUACCAGUACAGUACAAAAUCAAAUUAAGUUGAUCCACUCAAAGGCGAUCUGCAACGGCUCCGUGUGUUAUCUAUCAGAGCGCGAGGCGGAGCUGAACAGUGUCUGCAGGCGGUACAGCAAGCAGCACGGCCGCGCAGACCAACACCGAAGACAAGACAGUGGUAGCGAUUCUGACUCCGAUACCGAGUGUAAAGGAUACGAUAGGUCAGAGUUCUGGCGUCGCAAGAUGAGGACAGUUCACAAUAUCCUGGACGUGGACAAAGAUGGCCUCAUCUCCUUCAGCGACUUCCAGCUGUUCGCGGACAGGUUCACGGCACUGGGACACCUGGAUGAGGAGCAGGCUAAGGAGUUCACUGCUAUUAUUAAAUUGACUUGGGAGGAGCAGUGGGGCGCCAUCGACCCCUACAACUUCGUGACGGUGGAGCAGUACCUGGAGGACAUGCACCACGUCCUCAACGACUCCUCGCUGAAGCAGCGCGCGCACCGCUGGCUGCCCUACCUCUUCAAGGCCGUGGACAAGGACAAGUCGGGCUUCAUCUCCGUGGCGGAGUUCAAGUUGUUCUUCCAGUGCCUGGGGCUGCGCAGCGAGCACGCCGCCGUCGCCUUCGCCGUCAUCGACACUAACGGGGACGGCAAGUUAUCUCUGAAGGAGUUCGUGAAGUUGGGGAAGGAUUUCUUCUUCACGGAGGACGAGAGCAGAGUCUCCAAGAUGUUCUGGGGGCCGCUCAUCGACGUCUGAACAGACUGCUUUAGCGAUAAUUUACACUCAGAGACGUUAAAUGCCCACUAAGUGACAGUUAUACUAUGCGUAGUUCAGUGUAGUUUUAACUAUGUCUAAUGACGCUAAAAAGUUUUGUAACAUUCCGAAUACAAUCAUUUAAUUGAUUUUACUCGAUAUCAUACUCAAAAGUACAAGUUAUUUUUAUGUUAGUUUGACAAUUACUUAAUACUUUUGUUUGAAAGUUUGGUUUAGUUAUGAAUGUGUAUUUUAGAUAAGUUAAAUGAGAUGAAUCUCAAUAAAAUGAUUAAAUAGUG